UGCUUUGGCUGUUCGGCUAUUCGGCCUGUCAGGGUGCGACCUGGUUGGCCUUCUGCUCUAUCAGGCUACUUAUUUCAUACCUGUGGUGCUGCUCCAUCUAGCCGUUCAAUGUUAUGCUCAUUUCCUGGAUUCUAAUGUGGCCCGUCUAAUGUUUGCUUCAGAUAGUUUGUCUGUCGAAGUUGUUGACGGAUCGAAUGUUUGUCUUUCCGAUUUUCCUGCUGGUGUUUACUCUCAUGGUUCUUUGGUCGGUGGUACGUCUUCGCGCCGCCGUCCAAGAGUGGUGCCCUUAUGUGUUGCUGGUGCCUUCGGUCGGCCUACUCCUUUUGGUAAGUUCAGCUUUGUAAAUAUGCUGUACUUUUCUUGGGUUUUAUGUUUUUUUUUUCAAAAUUGGUUCUAAUUUGUGUACGUGGUUGCCAUUUGAGUGUUGGCUACUCCUGUUAUGGAACACUUUCGUGUUUUGCAUGCCCGCCAUAAGCGGACGUUGGUGUGAUCGUACUGGCCCAACGAUGACUCAUUCAUCCAUACAUGACCUAUAUAUUACCAGUUGGACACUCUUGACCAACAUCAACUGAGUACACCACAAUGGACGAAGCUUAUCAUCCCCAGAGAGCGUCCCCCAUGGCCAAGCAAGUUAGGAAGAAGGGCAAACAUCCAGCACUGAAUUUUAAUCAUGGAAGCAGAAGUACCUCGGAUGACAAUCUUAUAGUGUAUAUUCCAAGACGACCAAUGCUUGAAACAGUGAGUGAAACAAUUGGCUUAAAAGUACAAGGGUACACCUGUUGGUACGUUCAUGAAGGCAUGAUACAAGCGUCCAUGCUAAUUGGUCUGCCACAUCAAAAAGAUAGCUUCAGAGAAUCCUCCAUUACAUAUGAAGGAGAAGCAGCUAAUACAAAAGAUGAAGCAAUGGAAAAAUCAGCUCAAGUGGCCUUAGAAUGCAUCUGUGCAGACAAUAAUAUUUCUACCAAUGAUCAUACUUACUAUGCUCUUGAAGUCACAAAAGAAAGGUUGUUUACAACAAGAGAGAAGGCUCAAACAAAGCAAUGGCAAUUUAAUAUGGCUCGCCAGCAAGUAAGCACACAGCAAAACGAGUUUGCAAGACAGACUGAUUUUGGCAAAGAUAUGCAAUGGCUUCUUUGACAUAUUACCACUUCGCAUGUAUCCCCAGCGCCUAGACAACAACGAUCCCAUUACCACAUAUACAGGCGCACAUCCUCCCGUCGGACGUAUGCCAGAACUUGCAAAAUCACUACAUCAUUACAUCACAGGCACCAAUCCUGCAGGAGGAUAUACUAGGAUGAUCUAGCCCACUAGCAGCUACUUUUAUCUUAUCAGUACAACAUCUUUGUAUCUUUACAUGCAGUUCUCUGUUCGCAGCAAACUAUAUGUAGUUUCAAUAAUUUGUUUGCCUCAAGAGUGUGCCACUUUUAAUUUGUAUCUUUGUAUC
Molecule: messenger RNA, 1444 nt
Organism: Triticum dicoccoides
Lineage: Eukaryota; Viridiplantae; Streptophyta; Magnoliopsida; Poales; Poaceae
Exons: 2
Coding region: 583-1137 (184 amino acids)
Source: RefSeq, a predicted model, not a curated record